AUACUGUGUGGACUUGUGAAUUGUUUGUUUGUAAGAAAAACUCGUUAGAAAGUAUUUACAAUACAAAAUAAAACUAAAAAGUUUUGUUAAAUAAAAGCAAUAUCUUAAAAACUGAUGGUUAAGAUUUACCCUUCAUUAGCGCAUUAUUCAUCUAAGUGGUUAGCCUUGAAGUAGAUGUCAUCUAAUAACUUAAAUGAGUGUUGUUUAUUUUACAUUUUAGUGUUAUUAGUCGCGAAUUCACGAUUAUAUGGCUUUGAUGUUUGACUUAUGUCUUACAAUAUUUCCGAAGAGGCAUGUUUUAUCCACGCAAUCGGGAGAAAGGCGCAGGUUUAGUCGUCAGCUGGAUUGGUCUGGCCGUGGUCAGUGCCGCGUUCGCCGCGGUCCCGUUGCCGUGUGAUAAGACUCGAAGAGUGUUUACCGAGCCCAGCGGCAUCAUCACCGAUGGCCCCAACACCUCUAAUUACACUCAAGAUUCUCAUUGUGAAUGGCUCAUCAAAGCAGCCAAUAAGAGUCAAUUUAUAACAUUGAGUUUUAUUCGUAUGGGCACUGAAUGUUCAUAUGAUUAUGUAUUUGUUUAUGAUGGUGAUUCCUUUGACGCCCCACUACUUGGAAGUUUCAGUGGAAAAACUGAGCCCCAAAAUGUUACUGCUUCUAGUGGUUAUAUGUUAAUUCUCCUCUAUAGUGAUACAAAUUAUGUAUUAGAUGGAUUCCAUGCAACAUAUGCCAUCCAUAAUUGCCCUAACAAUUGUUCUGGGCAAGGAGAGUGUGUUUCUAACAAAUGUUUCUGUGAAGGAAAGUGGGGAGGACCUGACUGUAGUGUGAAGUUGUGUCCUAAUGAAUGCUCAAAUAAUGGCCACUGUAAAGGCGACAGAUGUAUUUGCAAAAAAGGUUAUUCUGGGGACUCAUGCUCCCUCAAAAGCAAGGAUAAAGAAGGCAAUAGCUGGCACUGGCUCUCUCGGACUGAAAGUGGGAUGACCCGUAGAGCGGCUCACUCUGCCGUGUAUGUGAACCAUACAGACUCUCUGUAUGUGUUUGGAGGAUAUGAUCUGAAUAAAGUUAUAGGUUUAUUGGAAGUAUAUAGUUUUUCUACUAGUCAAUGGUAUGAUGAAAAUGGAAAGGUUGUAAGAAGGUACCCUACAAAUGAAGAGAUUGAUAAAUUAUUACUCAGUCAUUUCAAAAAGGGGUUUGUAGAUGAUAGCUGGCAUAUAGGAAAUAGGAGUUCACUGUUUACAUUAAUAUUGUCAUCAUUCUCAAACAAUGACAAAACUACGUUACCUCUCAUGUACACUCAUUCUCCGACACCAUAUUCAGAUAGCUAUCUCCAUUUUACUGACAGACCAGAAAUGUUAAGUUCAAUGAAAUCGAAUUAUACUAAGCCAGAACCAAGGUAUGGACAUUCAGCUUGUGCGUUUGGUGCUGGAUUUGUACUGUAUGGCGGGAAACUCUCCGAUGGUAGCCUGUCUUCGGAGUUGUGGUUCUAUGAUGUUAUUACCAAUCAGUGGACUUUACGAGCAGUAAAUUCUACUUUUACGCCGCCUGGCCUUACACGGCACACCUUGACCGCCGUCAAAGAUGAGUUAUACUUAUUUGGUGGAAGCACUGUGGAGGGCGAAUUCUCUUCAAGCAUGUAUAAAAUUAAAUUGGAUGAUGUCAACACUGAGUAUUGGGAAAAAGUGCAAGUAAGAGGGGGUAAGGAAUUAGACGUACGGGUGGUGGCCCAUACAGCUGUUUUUCACUCGCAUUCUAAUUCUAUAUUAGUAUACGGUGGAGUGGUGGCCAGUGUCGCUAGGUUUUCAAAGCUCUCAGACAGAAUGUUUGCAUUUGAUAUAUAUUAUAGACACUGGAGUGAAAUACAUUAUCCUAGAGCUCAUUUGCGAGACACAUACGUGCCGCGUGAAAGGGCGUUUCAUACGGCGACCGUGAUAGGAAAUUAUCUAGUUAUUUUUGGAGGUUACUCUCAUCGGCAUAAUAGGGAAGAAAUAUGUUACGACGGCCAAAUGUAUCUAUAUCACCUCGGUUGUCAUUCCUGGAUACCAUUAGACGUUUUAGGAAAGACACCAAAGUUCUAUCCCAAAAAACAAGGCGUAUUUGCGCACGCGGCGGCUUUGAAGCCUCCUUCAACUUUAUUGUUAGCUGGCGGAUAUCACGGCAAUGUUAAUGGUGACUUGCUGGCAUACGUCGUCCCAAGUUGGCAAGCUGGUAUUACCAACAAUAAUCCGGAGUCGGUGUGCCCUCGGCAUCAAACACAACCUGAAUGCUUGGCGGAUCCUGAAUGCGGGUGGUGUUCUGCAGAUGAUAUUUGUUACGGAAGAACCAUAGGUUCAAAUUGCACGACGAAUUUGCAAUCAAUAAGGUGCGGGGGCAUAUGCCCCGCGCUCGGCGACUGCCACUCUUGCCUGAUCCACGGCCCGUCCAUACCCGAGAACAGCACGCGCACGCCGCUCCCCUCAGUUAGCUCUAAGCUGGGUCUAUUUAAAUGUAGCUGGUGCGUUCAGAAUGCGCGAUGCCAUCAUAAAAAUGAUAAUUACGGCGUGUGCGGUGAGGAUACGCCUUCUGAAACUCCAGGAUGGUGGGGUAGCACCGGAACCGAAGUCACUGCUCCAGAGCAAUGUAAAUUGUUAGAUAAGCGGCCCGGGCUCACCUUCAUACGCUACCAGCAGCCGGCCGAUUGGAACCAUCCAGAUGGAGUUUCUGUUGUCAACGCUACCACUGUGGACUGGGGUACAGGGGGUGGCACUAAUCACAUAAAUAACGGUCCAAGUGAGGCUAGGUUAAGAGGUUGGCUACAUAUACCGCAGUACUGGAAUGGAACAGGAGAAACGUUACACAUCUGCGCAGGAUACUCAAAUAUAUCCUUGACGUUAGGGGAGACCGGCGGCUCUGUUGCGAACUUAACUGCUCAGCCGAACGCAUGUUCGCUCGUCAACUGGCCGGCAUUGUUUCCCGGCAGACUUUCCGUAGAUAUGCAUGCUAAUGACUCGUUGCAUACUGGGCUUUAUCCAUCUCAUCAUCAUGCGAAAAUGGAAUUGCUACACAAUAAAUCUCAAGAAAGUGCUAAGGUAUUUACGUUUGAAUUUUUGGAACCAUAUUCAAACGGUCAAUGUUCUAACUACGGUAACUGUCUACUCUGCCUGGCCGACGCGGCGUGCGGUUGGUGCGAGCUGACUAAUCGUUGCGAACUAAGGAAUACCGAUGAGAAAGUCGCUUGUGCAGCGGACGGCGAGUGGCGAUAUCUCACUUUACAGCCGGCCGCUUGUCCUAACUGCUCGAACCAUAUUAACUGUGAGCGGUGCGUGUCGGGGAACUACUGCGAGUGGUGGGCGGACGAGGCGCGGUGCGCCCGUCGCGGACGCGCCAGCGACGCCAUCGUGGACGCCGCCGAGUGCCCCGCGCCGUGCCGCAUGCGCCUCGACUGUGAGCACUGCCUGGACGAGCGCGGCCGCUGCGUCUGGUGUGAGGCCACGAGACAGUGUUUCAGCUUCAGCGUGUAUACGAGCGAAUACCAGUUCGGCCUCUGCCGGGAGUGGCUUGACCGAGCGCCCACCCCGGCCGAUGAUGGUGCUCGGAAAUCUGGACAGUGUAAAUCAUGCCAGGCUCAUACUCAAUGUUCUACCUGCUUGCGGAGCAUGGGGUGCGGCUGGUGCCACUCCCACGAGAAUCCUAUCAACGGCAUAUGCACUGAGGGUGAUUUCACUAGAGCUCAUGUAGACUGUGCUUCUCUAUUAAAUGUGACGUCUUCGGACGCGGGCUGGGCGUAUGCGCAAUGUCCCGAUGUCGACGAAUGUGGUCUUAAACUUCACGACUGUCACGAGCAUGCGGUUUGCAAUAAUACGCACGGUUCGUUCACAUGUAAAUGUAAACAGGGAUAUAUAGGAGACGGAAAAAAAACUUGUACAAGAACUUGUUAUAACAACUGUAUCCACGGCUAUUGUCGCGGCAACCCUACUUUUCAGUGCCAUUGUGAUUUAGGUUGGACGGGAGCCGAUUGCUCGAUCAAUUGCGGGUGCCAUAAUCAUUCGACGUGUAAAACUGGCGUAGGACGAUGCGAUGAAUGUCAAGACUGGACGGAGGGGGAGUUUUGCGAGACGUGCAAACCGGGCAGCCACGGCAACGCGACCACGGGGCAGGGCUGCCGGCGCUGCGACUGCAACGACCACGGCGACGAGGCGCGGGGCAUCUGCGAUGUCGCCACCGGAGAAUGUAUAUGUAAAGACAACACAGAAGGACAAAAUUGUGAGCGAUGUAAAUCUAAAUUUUACGGCGACCCUCGACACGGAGGGAGGUGCUAUUACCAGUGUGAACCUCGAGGCAUGCUGAAUGCAUCACAAAUCGAAGGUAUCGGUUCACAUAAAAUAGAUACCCAGAUUAAAAAUAUCGGACCGUCUAGGGAAUGUUUGUGGAUUAUUUCAACAGAAAAUAUUAGUAAUGCAAUUAUUCAAUUUACUAUAAACUCUUCAACCUUUGAUGUGCCAUGUGAUGAAAACGCAGUUUACGUGUACGACGGUCUUGGAGGAGUUCCUGACAUGAGCAACAAUCAACAAAGCCAACUUUUAGGUGUAUUUUGUGAUUCUGCAUCUUCUGGUGUGGUCGAAGCAAGGAGUGGAAAUUUAACCGUCCACUAUAAACAAGGUCGGAUCGAUCAGGGUUUUGAAGGAGUAUACAAAGUAUGGGCUUGUGAUGAUUUCUGCCCUCCACCAAGAGUUUGCAAUAAAAAGCAUUGUGUUUGUAAAGAAGGUUUCGGCGGGACAGAUUGUGACGUAGAAAUUUGUAAAAAUAAUUGUAGUAUGGCUGUUGGGGCAGGGAUUUGCGAUUUGAGCUACGGACGUUGUCUCUGUAACGAGGGUUACGGAGGUGAAGAUUGCUCUAUUAAACUUGAUAAGACUCAAUUAGUAUUUACGGAACUCUUUAACUCUGAAUAUUUAUCAGAUGGCCUAGACCAUUUAAGAAAGACAUUGCCCAGAUUCGGCCACAGUUUGGUGGCAGACAGAAGAGGCCUCUGGAUGUUUGGUGGAUAUUCUCUUUCUCAUGGACCACUCAAUGAUAUUAGAUUUUUUGAUACAAAAAAUAAUACCUGGAUGCAGGUUACAGUGGAAGCUACGCCCGACGCUAAAAUGCCAGAAGGUCGUUAUUUUCAUGCAGCUGAAAUAUAUCAUUCUAAACAAAAUAUAUAUAUUUAUGGAGGCCUUGGUUUACAAGAAAAAAAUAUGCAAAAUAAAACCCUUGGUGACUUUUGGCAGUUCAGUUUAAAGGACCAGAGAUGGGGUAACAUCAAAAGUAAAGAUGAGCAUCCUCCACCUCUCGCCGGUCACACGUUAACUUUGCAGAAGUAUCAAGAUUACGAAAGCUUGGUUCUUAUUGGAGGCUUUUCGUUGGAACAGGGAUUCAUGGUUGAUAUGUGGGAGUUUGAUUUGGAUAACGAAAGGUGGAUUAAAUUAAAUUGUGACGGCGCCAAGCCAGCUGGAAUAAUCGGACAUAGCACGGUGUAUCACGGGCCUUCACAGAGUUUGUAUAUAUAUGGUGGCAUAAUUUAUGAAUACGAUGGAACUAGGAUGUCGAACAAAUUGUUUUCUUUCCACUAUCCGACAAAAAAGUGGAGCGAGUUGCCCACAUUUACAAACUUCGCACAUUUUGCACAUAACAACGAUAAGUUGCCCCAAGCCGCAUAUUUGCAUUCUGCAGUGACGACAAAUGACUAUAUGAUUGUGUUCGGAGGUAGAACUGACGCGGAGCACAGACCGGAUACCCUCAUUGCAUAUAUUUACAGCUGCAAUCAAUGGGUCCGCCUUGUUAAAGGUGUCAGUAUCGUUGGUCAUCCGCCACCUCCCACAAUAGCUCACGCAAUGGCGAUCGACGUGGAGUCCGAAAACGAUGGAUACAUUUAUAUAAUCGGUGGAUGGACUGGCAGUGCCCACUGUCAAGUUACAAGAAUAUCAUUACCAGAAGAUCUGUGCUCUCUCUGGAGCACUAGCAAAAUGGACUGCCGCAGCCACAUGGGCUGCAGUUUCUGUAGUACUGGAAACUAUACCAAAUGUUUCGCUGUCGAUAAACCUGGGUGCGAGGGCAGUGAAAGGGUAUCGACUAACGCAGGAUCAGCUUGCGACGCAGACAUGGUCGCGAGGCGGCAAUGUGAAAAUUUUACAUCGUGUUCUUCUUGUCUUGCUGCGUGGCCUUUGUACCCGGAGGAAAAGCCAGCGUGUCGUUGGUGUGAAUCCUGUGCAGCGGCUGUAGGCGAAUGUGUUCCCACCGACGAAUCUUGUACAAGUAUUAAAUGCAACGCGGGCACAAGUUAUAUUAGUGACGUUAGCCAAUGUCCCGAGCUGAAAUGUGUCGCAUCGGAUUGUGAAAAAUGUGUAUCUAAUCAAUGCACUUGGACGAGGUUAGCGUUUAGAGAAGGUCAGGCUGUAAGAUUGUGGGAAGAGCCUUGGGAACCAUUCGACUGGACAUGCACAUUGAUUGAUGAGCCUACUCUGCGUCCUAUAAUCAAGGAAGAAUGUCCUAGCAAGUGCCAUACAUUUGACGAUUGUCAGUCUUGUCUGAGUACUGAUGGGGCGGAGGGAGGAUUCUCCGAAUGUCAUUGGGCGACAUAUCUAGGAAAAUGUAUAUCUCCGGCAUAUCAACCCGUGUACUGUGCGGGGGGCGUCUGCGGGCUAGUGUUGACCAAGGCUGAUAAGAAUAAAUGUCCAGCCCCUUGUGCUACUUUCGAGCAAUGCAGCGAGUGCCUGCAUCAUUCACAUUGCGGUUGGUGUGCCGUAGAGGGCGCUAACGGCGUAGGAGUUUGUACGGAGGGCUCAAUCGAGACUCCUUUGGACUAUUCGACGCGGACCACCUGCGCAGCCGUUUACGAGAACGUUCACCAGACUAACGGCACCAACGAUACUUUUUCGUGGCACUACACACGAUGUCCGCCCGAAAACGAGUGCGAAAACAAUCAUCACCAGUGCAAGGCAGAGUCUGAGGUGUGUCGCGACCUGCCCGAAGGUUACGAAUGCGCGUGCGGCGCGGGCCACAAGCGCGCAGCGAGCGGCGCGUGCGCGGCGGUGUGCUCGCAGGGCUGCGUGCGCGGCGCCUGCGUGCAGCCCGACGUCUGCCGCUGCGACUUUGGAUACGUCGGCGCCAACUGCACCAUACAGUGUCAGUGCAAUGGACAUUCCCACUGCGAGGGACCCGAUAAGCUGGACAAGUGUAUUGAGUGUCACAAUAACACUAUGGGCAACCAAUGUGAGAAAUGUAAGCCUAACUUCGUCGGUGACCCAACUAACAACGGUCAAUGCGUUCCUUGCUUGUCAUUCUGCCACGGCCACACUUCUAUUUGCACAAGCGACUUGACCGACUCAUCGUCAAAAUCUAGCGAUACAUCGACCGACAUCGACGAUAUCUAUAGGGAUCCGGCAGCGGCUAAGGCGCGAUGUGUGCGUUGUGCCAAUAAUACGGAUGGGUCUCGGUGUGAGAAAUGCAUUGAAGGAUACUUUAGAGGCACGGAAGACUUUAGGGAUCCAUGCAGGCCGUGCGAGUGUCACGGCCAUGGAGACACUUGCGACCCGGUGACUGGCGAGAAGUGCAAUUGCGGUAACAACACAGAGAGCGAUGUGUCGUGUCAAACAACCAGUUCCAGCAAGAAUUCUGCACAGGAGUGUUGGCGCUACCAGUGUGUCAAGUGCAGGGACCUGUAUAUGGGUGACCCAAGAAACGGCCACCAGUGCUAUAAGACCAUCAAUAUAGAGAACAAACUUUGCUUCGAUGGUAAAUCUAUAGAUGAAUGCAAAAUAAAGCCUCGCCCAUUAUAUCCCGGUCAAACUGUGUUUGUGGCUGUAAACCCCCGAUACAUGAAUGUAGAUAUAAGAGUUAUCGUAGACGUUACACAAGGUGCUGUCGAUCUCUAUCUCAGUCCAAAUGACAGUUCCUUUGUAGUGCAAGUGAAUGCGAGCAACGGGGCUCACGCAGUGGAACUAGACCCAGUGUUUAGCAAACAUGAACCGUUCAAGAAAAUGCCCUCAUUCGACGAACACAUACCUGAUCAGCCGCGUAUCACUUGGUGGUACGAUAAGGUCGAGUAUACGCUGGCGGAUUACUCGGCAAAGGAUCUCGCGACCUACGUGACAGUUGACAGAAGGAAUAUUCUGUUGCGAGUUCGAAACCUGCGAAACCGCUUAGUCCUCACGUUGCCCGAGAGCAUUCAUGAUCUGACUCACACGAAGUUUUACAUUAUCAUAAAAGCGCGACACAUAGAGGACGGUGCGGCGAGUUUCGGCGUGACGUUCUUUAGACAGGACCAGCUGCACAUUGAUCUGUUUGUGUUCUUCUCGGUGUUUUUCUCCUGCUUCUUCCUGUUUUUGGCUGCGUGCGUGGUCGCUUGGAAAGCAAAACAAGCUGCCGAUGUAAGACGAGCGCGAAGAAGACACGUUGUCGAGAUGCUGCACAUGGCGAAGCGUCCGUUCGCGGCGGUGACGGUGGUGAUGAGCGGCGCCGGGCCCGCCAUCGCGGGGGGCGGCCGCCGGCGCCGCGCCGCGGAACUGCGGCCCGUGGCUAUCGAGCCCACUAGCGACGGCCGCGCGGCAGUCACCACCGUGCUCGUGAGGUUGCCUGGCGGUGCGCGCGCGCCGGUGCGGCUCUCGCUGGCGUCGUCGCUGGUGCUGGUGGCGCGCGGGGCGCCGGCGCGCGCGCGCAGGCACGCCAGGCACCCGCCCUCCGCACGCAUCGCGCUCAAUACGUAAUCUGCAAAACCGCUACCACAUGGUAACUUUCACUUUUCCUGGUCGAGCUACUGCGAGCUCGAUAAUAAUAAUUAUAACGUUUAAAGAAAAAAUAUUGACUUCAAAUAUCUUAGUGAUCCCUUGGUUGCAGUAAGUUUUUAUCAUCAGAUGAUGACGACAUCUCAGAAGUGUAUAAUUUAAAAAAACAGUUGAACUAUGAGUUUAACCACAGUGUCACUAUAACAUUGGCAACAUCAUUAUAUAAUACUUUAUAAUUUAAGAUUUAAACUAGCUUAUUAACAUUUAUUUUGGCGAGUAUGCCUUCUGAUCUGAGCCAUCAUUAUCUUUAAACCAGUUUUAUCUGUGAUUGCAUUUUGCGAGACUUGACGGAUUAAUAACUGAUUGAAUAUGGAUUUACUAUUUAUUUUCCAAUAUAUCUGUUUUAUUUCCUAAUAGCCGUCCUUUUUGGCAGGCUUUACAAGGUGGCACUUGGCAAACGUGUUUUGCGAAAUACGUGUAUACACCUUCUAACGAUGCCCGAUUGCUUAUUUAGUUAAUACAAUUUAUAUUUAAGAUUUUUUUGAGUUAGCAAUACGUUGAGCCUACGUAUUAAAUGUAAUGUUAAUGCAUCUUCACCAAGAGCCUUGCUAAAAUAAAUAGAGCUAACGCGAUCGUCGCCAUAAAUCGUACCUAAUAUAAUGUGCUAUACUUGCAAAUUACAUUUCGAAUAGUUCAAGUCUCGUUAUUUUGAUGUUUAGAAUUUAUAUAAAAAGGUAUCAACAAAUUCAUUCGCAAUUAAUUUAACCUGAAAAAAAAAAGUCCGCAAGGUAU
This is a messenger RNA of Amyelois transitella, 9521 nucleotides long. RefSeq names its product multiple epidermal growth factor-like domains protein 8 (gene Megf8). Gene Ontology annotation, molecular function: calcium ion binding; protein binding. The transcript has 22 exons. The record is from RefSeq and is a predicted model, not a curated record. The coding region runs from base 294 to 8711 and encodes 2805 amino acids. NCBI's taxonomy places the organism in Eukaryota, Metazoa, Arthropoda, Insecta, Lepidoptera, Pyralidae.